CCUUUCCUUCUGGUGGCAGCCAUCAGGUAAGCCAAGAUGGGUGCUUACAAGUAUAUCCAGGAACUGUGGAGAAAGAAGCAAUCUGAUGUGAUGCGCUUUCUUCUGAGGGUCCGCUGCUGGCAGUACCGCCAGCUCUCUGCGCUGCACAGGGCCCCCCGUCCCACCCGGCCAGAUAAGGCGCGCAGACUGGGAUACAAGGCCAAGCAAGGUUAUGUCAUUUAUCGGAUUCGUGUGCGCCGUGGUGGACGCAAACGGCCAGUACCUAAGGGUGCAACCUAUGGCAAGCCUGUCCAUCAUGGUGUGAACCAAUUGAAGUUUGCUCGAAGCCUUCAGUCUGUUGCUGAGGAGCGAGCUGGACGCCACUGUGGGGCCCUGAGAGUCCUGAAUUCUUACUGGGUUGGUGAAGAUUCCACAUACAAAUUCUUUGAAGUUAUUCUCAUUGAUCCAUUCCAUAAAGCUAUCAGAAGAAACCCUGACACCCAGUGGAUCACCAAGCCAGUCCACAAGCACAGGGAGAUGCGUGGCCUGACGUCUGCAGGCCGCAAGAGCCGUGGCCUUGGGAAGGGCCACAAGUUCCACCACACUAUUGGUGGUUCUCGUCGUGCUGCUUGGAGAAGGCGCAACACUCUCCAGCUCCACCGUUACCGCUAAUAUAAAAGUAAUGUUUGUAAAAUUCAUACCUAAUAAACAGUUUAGGACAGUCAACGUCUACUUAAAAGUGUUCUUUAAUUUUGUCUGUUAAAAAACAGUAGUUGUCUGCAGAUUGUUUCAUGAAUGCAUUGUCACAUUAUGAAAGUAAAAGUGCAAUAAUGUUUGAAGACAAUAAGUGAUAGUGUAUCUUGUUUCUAAUAAGGUAAAUGCUUUUGUCUUUGCUUUAUCUUAUUAGAGAGUUAUGUCAGUGUUUAAAAUGACAUACUGUAUGCUAAAAUAGGUAAAAUAAAUUC
Orycteropus afer afer is the source of this 944-nucleotide messenger RNA. It is a transcript of the gene RPL15, whose product is annotated as ribosomal protein L15. NCBI's taxonomy places the organism in Eukaryota, Metazoa, Chordata, Mammalia, Tubulidentata, Orycteropodidae. The record is from RefSeq and is a predicted model, not a curated record. Gene Ontology annotation, cellular component: ribosome; cytosolic large ribosomal subunit. Gene Ontology annotation, molecular function: structural constituent of ribosome; RNA binding. Gene Ontology annotation, biological process: cytoplasmic translation.